AUGACGAAGAUUUCAAGUCCUAAUGUCAAUGGCAGAAUCAAGAAAUAUAGUGGCGAAACCGUCCCCAAAUUUGCGAAACCCUUCUUCCAAAAAUCCGAUCAUUUCGCCUUCCUCCGCGACGGAUUAGCUCGGCCAUGGGUCAUCUUUGACUGCUUGGCCCACUCUUGGUGCAACGCUUCUUCGAUGUGGCCGUGGAUUGCUCGGGGUGCGGUGGUCCGAUCUGUGGUCGAUGAUGGGGUAUCGGUGGGAGGUGUCGACUCGCACAACCGUCGUUCGGCUGACAAUUGGAGGCUAUUUCUUCGAUUGUCGGCAGUGCUCUGGUUUGCGGUGGUUUGCCCUUCUUUUGGUUCUCCUUUGUGGCUGCUGGGCUAUGGCUCUCCGGCGGGAAUUUCACCUGUUUGGGCGGUGGAGGAUUGGGCCCUAUCGAGCUUGGCUAUUGGUGUUAGCGAGUGCGGUGGGGCUGGCGUGGGGUCUGGUUGGGACUCUCUCGCUCGUCAGCGUCGGACGGCCAGAGACAGCGGCUAUGAUGGGCUGAGAUGUCAUCCUUGCCGGUUAGUGUCGAAGUCGUUGAAAUUUCUCGACUGGAACAUUGCGGCCGGACUUAACGCAAAAAGCUGCCUACGAGAUAAAGAAUUUCAACCUUGGCUGGCGAGUCUCUGGCGGCAGAUAAUCGUGCGUGAAGACGAUGAAAAGAGGUGGUUGCAGUGGGCGGUGGGAGGCGGGAGGCGGACGACUGCGGUGGGAGGCGGAAUUACAGAAUUUCAAACUUGGACGACGAGUCUCCGGCGGCAGCUAAUCGUGCGUGAAGACAAAAGCAAGAGGUGGUUGCAGAGGACGGUGGGAGGCGGAUGUCUGCGGCCGGAGGAGGGGAUGUACAUGACGGCCGCUGCAACAAGAAGCAACAUCUAUGCUGUAACUCCACUGAAUACCAAGCAAUGUCCUGGUUCGGUUUUUAUAUGCUAUGUAAAAAACCAGUGUAUCAUCCGCAAACAUCAAGUGGAUCUGACCUCCGAUAGGGCCGCCCUCCUCGCCCUCCGCUCGUCUGUCGGCGGCCGCCCCCUCCUCUGGAACAUCACCUCCACCACCCCCUGCGUCUGGCCGGGCGUCGGCUGCUUGAACAACCGCGUCGCCGUCCUCCGCCUCCCGGCCUCCUCUCUCUCCGGCGCGCUCCCGGCCAACACUAUCUCCAACUUGACCUCUCUUCGCACGCUCAGCCUCCGCCUCAACCACCUCUCGGGCCCGCUUCCCGACGAUCUCUCCCAGCUAUCUCAGCUCCGGAAUCUCUAUCUCCAGGGCAAUCACUUCACCGGGCCCGUGCCCGACUCUAUUCUCUCCCUCCCGUCUCUCGUCAGGCUGAAUCUCGCCUCGAACAACUUUUCCGGCCAAAUCCCGCCCGGGCUCAACAACUUGACCCGCUUGCGCACGCUCUAUUUGGAGGAAAACCAGUUUAGUGGCCCUUUGCCUGAUAUUGACCUACCCAAUCUCGACCAGUUCAAUGUUUCUUUCAACAAUUUAAACGGGUCUGUGCCAAAAGGGCUUGUGGGGAAACCCAAAGACUCGUUUUUGGGCACUUCCCUUUGCGGCGAGCCUCUCGAUAGUGUCUGUGCGGACAAUGCGGGUCCCACAGGGUCGUCUCCGGCUGAGGCUCCAAAUGGGAACAUAAAUUUGGGGGAAAAUACUAGAAAGAAAAAGAAAUUGUCCGGCGGUGCAAUUGCAGGAAUUGUAAUCGGAUCUGUUGUGGGGUUGAUUCUUCUGGUCUUGGUUUUGUUUCUUCUGUGCAGAAAAAGGAGUGGAAACAAUGUGAGGUCAGUGGAUGUAGCUGCAAUCAAGACACAAGAAAAUGAGCCUAAUGAAAAGUCCAUCGAGGAAAAUAACACUGGGGUUAGUAAUGGGUUUUCGGUGGGUGCUGCAGCUGUGAGUUCAAUCGGCACAAAUGUUAACACGAAGAGUGAAACUGGAACAAAUUCGGCAGUCAAUGUGAAGAAGCUGAUAUUUUUCGGGAAUGCCUCUAGGGUUUUUGAUCUAGAGGAGCUGUUAAGAGCGUCAGCCGAGGUUUUGGGUAAGGGCACGUUUGGGACAUCCUACAAGGCAGUUUUGGAGGUAGGGACUGUGGUGGCCGUGAAGAGAUUGAAGGAUGUGACUAUUGGGGAAAGAGAGUUUAGGGAUAAAAUUGAAGCUGUUGGGGCUAUGGAUCAUGUGAAUUUGGUGCCUCUUAGGGCUUAUUACUACAGCAGGGAGGAGAAGCUUCUGGUUUACGAUUACAUGCCGAUGGGGAGCCUUUCUGCGCUUUUACAUGGUAACAAAGGAUCUGGAAAAACCCCAUUAAACUUUGAAACCCGUUCUGCCAUUGCCCUUGGAGCAGCCCGUGGCAUUGAAUACCUCCAUUUACAAGGACCCAACAUCUCACACGGCAACAUCAAAUCCUCCAACAUUCUCCUCACCAAAUCCCACGAAGCCCGCGUCUCAGACUUCGGGCUCAACAAUCUUGUGGGAUCCCCAUCUUCUCCAAACAGGGUCGCGGGCUAUCGGGCCCCCGAAGUCACUGAACCCCAACGAAUCUCUCAGAAGGCCGACGUUUACAGUCUCGGAGUUCUCCUUCUCGAGCUCUUGACAGGGAAAGCGCCACUAUUGAACGAGGAAGGUGUUGACUUGCCGAGAUGGGUCAAUUCGGUGGUGAAGGAAGAGUGGAACUCGGAGGUUUUUGAUGUCGAGCUCGUGAGGUACAACAAUGCUUCGGAAGAGGAGGAGAUGGUACAACUGCUGCAGCUGGGCAUUGAUUGUACGGCUCAGUAUCCGGAUAGUAGGCCAUUGAUUUCUGAGGUAGUGAGGCGUAUUGAGGGGAUUCGGGUUUCUGGUCUGAGGGGAUUUCGGGAUGAGACGGAUCAUGUUAGUGAGACGGAAUGAGGGUUUUCGGCGUUUUUCGGGGCUUUCCACCAUUGGGUUAGGAUCAAGAAUGCAAAGAGUGGUU
Molecule: messenger RNA, 2968 nt
Organism: Striga asiatica
Lineage: Eukaryota; Viridiplantae; Streptophyta; Magnoliopsida; Lamiales; Orobanchaceae
Source: the annotation of a GenBank genome assembly